Danaus chrysippus (African queen) is the source of this 369-nucleotide messenger RNA. NCBI's taxonomy places the organism in Eukaryota, Metazoa, Arthropoda, Insecta, Lepidoptera, Nymphalidae. The record is from the annotation of a GenBank genome assembly.
AUGGAGAAGCCUACUGUUACUGAACAACCACCUCCUUACUCAGCAGCUACUAUGGGAACGGGAGCACACACUUAUCCUCCGCCGCCGCCGCCGCUCCCCCAAGGGUCAUUCCCUCCACCGCCUGGCUACACACCGUAUGGUACAACCCCGCAAACAGCUUUUGUCCCAAACUAUGGGGCUACUAAUAUUAUUAUACCACCUCCUAUAAUAGCUGUAGGGGCCUGCCCAGCAUGUCGAGUCGGUAUAUUAGAAGACGAUUUCACUUGUCUCGGUAUAUUGUGCGCCAUUUUAUUUUUCCCUAUCGGCAUUUUGUGCUGUUUGGCGAUGAAGAAUAGACGGUGCUCAAAUUGCGGCGCUAUGUUUGGAUAG